This is a messenger RNA of Scatophagus argus, 2095 nucleotides long. RefSeq names its product vascular endothelial growth factor c (gene vegfc). Gene Ontology annotation, biological process: positive regulation of mast cell chemotaxis; vascular endothelial growth factor receptor signaling pathway; induction of positive chemotaxis. NCBI's taxonomy places the organism in Eukaryota, Metazoa, Chordata, Actinopteri, Scatophagidae. Gene Ontology annotation, molecular function: growth factor activity; chemoattractant activity; vascular endothelial growth factor receptor 3 binding. Gene Ontology annotation, cellular component: membrane. The coding region runs from base 302 to 1570 and encodes 422 amino acids. The record is from RefSeq and is a predicted model, not a curated record. The transcript is spliced from 7 exons.
ACUCCCCCACUGACCCACCGGAUUUAUCUGUUUCCAUAUGACCGCGUUUUCAUUCACUGCGGAGUUCAUAUUCAUACUGGAGUCCCUCUGUGGAACAAGUACUGGACCUUGACAGAGAAAGACAAAGGAGAGAGAAGGAGACAGACAGACAGACACAGAGGGAGGGAGAGAGAGAGAGAGAGAGAGAGAGCGAGAGAGACCAAAUGAAGUGUUAGCAGCAGGGGAGCGCAGACACAAGGGAGGGUUUUUUAAAUUCCAUUUCCAUGCUCCUCGGAUAAUAAUCACUUAGAACUUUACAGCCAUGCACUUAAUGGGAAUAUCUCUUUUACUUGCAUAUCUUCACUACACCAACCUCGCCAGCGACUUCAGCCACAACGACUAUUAUGAUUACUACGAGCAGGAGCAGACGGACAAGCCGGACUCUCCACCAAAGCCAGACAUGGAGCAGAAAUUGCGUUCAGCCUCCAGUGUUGAUGAGCUGAUGAGUCUCAUCUAUCCUUCAUAUUGGGCUGCUCUGAAGUGCAAAUCUAAACUUUCUGCUGCCGCCACCUCCUCAGGCUCUAGGCUCUCUCAGGGGCCACAGCCCCGCCAACUAAGGCCACUGGCUCAUACAGAACAGCCAACAUUUGCUGCUGCCUACUUCAACUUGGAUGUCCUGAAAAGUAUAGAGUCGGAGUGGAGGAAGACUCAGUGCAUUCCCAGGGAGGUGUGUGUCGAUGUGGGCAGGGAGUUCGGGGCGCCCACCAAUAUCUUCUAUAAACCACCAUGUGUGUCCGUCUACAGAUGUGGAGGAUGCUGCCACUCUGAAGACAAACAGUGCAGGAAUAUCUCCACUGGUUACCUCAGCAAAACUCUGUUUGAGAUCACAGUGCCAAUCACUCAAGGCACUAAGCCGGUUACCAUCAGUGUCGCCAACCACACUCAGUGCAGCUGCCUGUCCAAACUGGAUGUCUACAAACAAGUUCACAGUAUCAUCAGGAGAGCCCUGUCUGAGUGUCCGGCAGCUAACAGGACUUGUCCUCCUGGUCAUACUUGGAGCAGCAGGCAGUGUCGGUGUGUCAGCAUGACCACUAAUGUGCACCACAACCCCCCUCCUCCACCACUGCCCCCUCCAAAGCCCUCCCAGCAGCACCGUGACAUAUUCUCAGCAGAUGUGUGUGGCCCAGACAAGGAACUGGACCUAGAAACCUGUCAGUGUGUGUGUCAGCGCAAGGAUCAAGCUCAAGACUGUGGGCCUAACCGAUACCUCGACCUCAACACCUGCCAGUGCGUUUGCAACAUGCCACCUGCUCACUCCUGUCCGCUGAACCAUGUCUUCAAUAAGGAUACGUGUCAGUGCAUAUGUAGCAAGACAUGUCCAAGGCACCAGCCCCUCAACAAAACAAAGUGUUCCUGCGAAUGUAAUGAGUCUCCCAAUAAGUGUUUCCUAAAAGGAAGGAGAUUUCAUCAAGCCACAUGCAGUUGUCUCAGGCCUCCCUGUGACGUGAGGAGGCGGAGGUGUGAACCAAGUUUUUCAUUUAGCGAGGAAGUGUGUCGCUGCGUACCAUCCCACUGGAGGCGGCUCGACUAACAGCCGAAUAAUGGUAUGCUAACAAGAUGCUAAUGAACAGAUAAAAAAAACUUAACAAAUAGAAUUUGCCGUCCCCUGUAAACCUGCUGAUCAUGAGUAUUCCAUCAGCUGUGAUGGCAGCUAGUGUGUGGACCCUGAUGAAUGUGGGGAAACCUUAAUGAUUGGAGUACAGAUAUGGGAAACUUUUUGUGAUUUGAAGAUGGGAUAUGCACUGACUCGGCUAUCAGGAUGUUCUAGGGGAUAGUGGCUAAUAGGAGCCCAGAAACCGAAAGAAGAACUGAAAGGGAGAGAGAGAAAGUCAACACUCGAGGUUUUAAAAUGUUGUCAGAAUAAUUUGUUUUAAAAUAUUUGGGGGGUUUUGUAUUAAUUAUGUCUCAGUAUUAUUAUGUCAGAUAUAGAUUAUAUAAUUUAUUAAAUGUUAUUUUAUCUGUUAAUUGAUAUUUCAAUCUUUUUCUAUGAAAAUACACUGUGAUCAUUAUUUUUCUAUCGUGUAUGGUAUAUGUGUAAAAUAAAGUAUAUGCUGUA